This is a messenger RNA of Ostrea edulis (European flat oyster), 1689 nucleotides long. Its product is annotated as leucine-rich repeat-containing protein 74A-like. NCBI's taxonomy places the organism in Eukaryota, Metazoa, Mollusca, Bivalvia, Ostreida, Ostreidae. Gene Ontology annotation, molecular function: protein binding. The transcript has 11 exons. The record is from RefSeq and is a predicted model, not a curated record. The coding region runs from base 130 to 1455 and encodes 441 amino acids.
AUUGUGCCAAGGAAGUCUUCAUUUCAACGGAAAAUUUAGUGCCUAUUUUCAUUUUGGGAUUUUUAUACCUAAACGUUGGAGACAUGUUCGAAAUCAGAAUACUGGGGAAAAAACAUUAAUGUGAAAAAAAUGUCUAGCGAGGAAAGCUGGGUUUUCUAUUACAAGAAACAACAGACCAUUCCGAACAUAGAUCGUAUGCCCAUACAUCAUCUGAGUUGCCCACGAGAGAGGAAGCGGGUAAUUCGUGUCUCAAAUAAAAAUAAGGAGUUAAAAGACGACAAACCGGAAAACGACAGACGAUUUUCGUCCUUCCAGAGGAAUCGUUUGGAUUCCGACCAGUUGGACCUAGAGCUCCGGUUGUCGGAAACAGAUAGCGAUAUAGAAGAUGGACAGGAGGACGACAACAAAAUCAGUCAACAGGUCUACGUUAAUGCUUGUAAACAUCUUCACGUCACCCCUGGUAAAAAGAUAUUACGUAGUUUAGGCUCCACUCAAGUGUCAGCAAAGGAGCGGAUCGUGAACCAGAAAGAGGUGGAUUCCAUUGCAUACGCCCUUACUACAAACAACUCUGUCACGUCUUUAGAUUUAUCCGGAAACAACAUUGGUCAUGAAGGUCUCCUCAAUGUCUUGCGCAUGCUCGACGAAAAUAACAGCAUCACAUUCCUAAACAUCUCUAACAACAAUUUAGGCUCUAAAGCGGCGUCAUUGCUCGGAGACCUGAUAUCCAGCAACAAGAAAAUUUUAACACUGGAAGCGGCAGGAAAUCAAUUUAACGACAAUGAUGCCGAGAUCAUAGCGGACGGAAUACGGUCGACAAACACGCUGAGGUCACUGAAUCUUAGUCAGAACGCCUUCCAGGAGAGGGGAGGGAAACAGAUGGCCGCAGCUAUUGAGGAAAAUGUAUCGCUGAGAGAGCUCAACUUAAACUGGAACCACUUAAGGCUGGAAGGCGCGGUAGCUAUAGGGGAAGCAUUAACAACGAAUUGUACUCUUCACGCCCUGUACAUAGCAUGGAAUGGGUUCUCCAACGACGGCUGUCGAGAGAUAGGAACGGCAUUACAAACCAACAAUACUCUGGAACUGAUAGAUCUUAGCAACAAUAGGAUUGGCUUAGAGGGAGCGAAAUGGCUCGCCAAGGGGCUCAUUGUUAACACAAGACUUAGACAUCUAAUGUUGAACCUGAACUCCCUCACCACUCUCGGAGCCACGACAAUACUACUGGCUAUAUCCGACAACCCAAACAGUGCAAUAGACACCCUGGAACUGAAGGAAAUCCCCGUGUUAGAAGAAGCGAUCAACAUCAUUGAAGAACUGAAGUCUUCUCGGAAACGUUUUGUAGUGGUGCAUGAUGUCAAAGUACUUUCGGAAGACUUCCUCAGUCUCGUCGGCUCCUCUAAUAAAGCAAGGAAACCCAAGUCACCCAAAAAAUCGUCCAAACCUAAGAAGAAAACGUGACUUUUAGUGAAGCGUGACCAGUAUGAGAGUCCCGUAUGUAGUUACUGAUUCCCUGAAUCGUGGUAAUUAAAUGGACACUGAUGGAAUAACGUGUGUAACAAUAAAUGAGGUUAUUUGGGAUAACUAGUCCACGUGACAUCUGCAUGAUAAACAUAAGCCUACGUAUGUUCUGACAUUUCUUUUCUUUGAUAAAUGUGUUCAUCAUAAUAAACUGGAAAUUACUGAAAGAUCAAA